Messenger RNA from Folsomia candida, 5140 nucleotides. RefSeq names its product stromal interaction molecule homolog (gene Stim). Gene Ontology annotation, molecular function: calcium channel regulator activity; protein binding; calcium ion binding. The coding region runs from base 697 to 3435 and encodes 912 amino acids. NCBI's taxonomy places the organism in Eukaryota, Metazoa, Arthropoda, Collembola, Entomobryomorpha, Isotomidae. The transcript is spliced from 14 exons. Gene Ontology annotation, biological process: store-operated calcium entry; intracellular calcium ion homeostasis; activation of store-operated calcium channel activity. The record is from RefSeq and is a predicted model, not a curated record. Gene Ontology annotation, cellular component: plasma membrane; endoplasmic reticulum.
AUACCAAGAAAGACCAAUUAACUAACUAACUAUUUUACUUUACGUGCUCCGUCCGUUUUCUCAGUUUCCUUUCGUAGUAGUGGUAUUAGUUGUGCGAGUGAACUUUUUACAUAUUCCAUUACACAACAACACAACAGGUUAAUAAAUGUGGAUGUACUUUAUACUUGCAGACAAAAAAGUUGCCUCUUACUGACACGGCAGAGGAGCAGCAUAGUAGCAAAACCACGGAGUAUUCCAUUACACAUAUUGUGACUUGGUUCUUAAUAACACGACGACCUUCUUUCUCGUUCCUUCUUCCCAUGCUAAAUAAUCACAUUUUAUUUUAUUCCACUAACUAACUGCUGCUGCUGCUGUUGAGGCUAAAGUUAAUACACAAAUAAUAAUAAUAAUAGGAAUAAUUAGUACUUACAAUUAUUUAUUGGGACUUGUUUAGUCAGUCGCAAACGGCACGGACAAGGACAAAUAUAUUAAAAAAGCUACACAUACUCUGUUUUUUUAGUCCACCCACACAAAAUUUGACAACUUCGUGUUGACUGAGAGGUGUCAAUAUUUAAUUAUUUUAAAUACGACUUGACCGACCUGCCCAUCGUGGUGGUGAAGUCGUCCUGGGAGGAGGGCAGAUGUGUGAAAGUGUUUAAAAAUUAUCUGUCAGCAGACCAAACCACCGAGAUUUUGGGUGUGGUUUAGCCAGUAACGAUGGCGCAUUGUUGUCGAUUAGCUAGACCGUCGACACUUCUUGUGCUUGUGUCCCUGCUUCUGAACGGGCGUGGUUUUGCGGUUGGACAACAGCAGACGUCAUCGCCGGGGAGAAGUAACGGUGGUGCGGGUAACGGGAAUGGUGGUGGGGCGGCCGGAAGUAGUAAUGGCAACGGAGCGGCAGGUGAGGAUAGCGAUCUGUGUCAUGGCGAGAAAUGGUGUUCAUCCCUGGAUGAGACGGAAGCACUAGCGUUGGACGCGAUACGGUCAUUGCAUCGUCAGUUGGACGAUGAUAAAAAUGGGAACAUUGACUUAACCGAGUCAAACGAGUUCCUCCGAGAAGAACUGAAAUAUGAGAAAAACAUUGAAAACAGACAAAAGGCCUUUCACCGUGAAGAUACUCAAGUUUCCGUUCAAGAAUUGUGGGAAAGUUGGAUAAAAUCCGAAGUUCACAAUUGGACCGUUCAACAGACGGUUGAAUGGUUGAUUACUUUCGUUGGGCUGCCACAACAUCAAGAAAAAUUUAAUGCCCGAAAAAUUAAUGGGACCGUGUUGCCUAUCCUUGCCGUAAACUACAACAAUUUUCUACAAGCUCAAUUAGGUGUGAAAGACUCAAUUACGAGACAACGAAUCGCAGUGAAAGCAAUGGAUGUGGUUCUUUUCGGUCCUCCGAGAGAUACCACAAACCGUGUAAAAGACGCUAUUUUAACGACACUCCUCGCCGCCGCAGUGAUUGCGUGUUAUCUCGUUUAUAAGAGGUACCAAUGGGCACAGGACGACUUGACCAAAAUGUCUAAACAUAUGGCUGAGCUGUCAAAAGCGGAAGAAACAUUGGCCGAUCUUCAGAGAGAACUGGAGAAGGCAAAAACCAUUCAAGAAAAGAAAGACUCUGUUCCAGAAGGAGGUGCCUCCAAUAUUCUGGGUGACGAUCCAGAUGAAUUGUCAAAGCUUCGAGAAGAAAACAUGGUUUUGCGCAGUGAACUGCAUCGAGCUGAGGUUGAAUUGCAAGACAAGUGUUGGGUCCCACCACCCGCGCUGCAACAUUGGUUGCAGUACACGUACGAGUUGGAAUUAAAGACAUACAACAAGAAGAAAACUGGAGCCGAGAAGCAGCUCAAACAAGCGAAGGAAGCGUGUGACAAGUUGAAAAAGAAGAGGUCCAGCCUUAUGGGAGCCUUUGUAACGACUCACGGUCGAUCGAUAGAUGACGUAGAUAAAGCGAUACUAGAAGCUCGGACGUCAUUGACUGAAAUCACGCACGAAUUACAAGAACGAAUGCAUCGCUGGAAGCAGAUAGAGCUACUAAUUGGUUGUUCCGUAAUGAAUAAUCCGGGAAUCCAGUACUUGGAGAGUUUGUUAAAAGUGUAUGGGAAACCGCAAUAUGCUGCUGGACCCGGAUCUGUGAUAAGCAAUAGUCAAGAUGAUAUCGACGAUGAUGGAGCGAGCUCUAUAUAUUGCCCGUCUGCAGUUCACAAGCUUGUCGGCUCUUCGACCUACAUGAUGUUUCCGGGUCAUCAAAACUUUUCAUAUUAUCUGUCGGGUUCAACACAUGUGUAUAGUUUCCACCCCUCAUCGUCUCCUCAUUCCGAUUAUACUGCCUGUAUGGGAAAUUAUGGGCCUUGUUUUUGUACCGUGCCCCAAGGGGGUGGAAGUAGCAAGUCUUCGGAUGGUAAUAGUGUGGGGAUGGGGAUAGGAAUGAAUCAAAAUGGUGGCGACUUGUUGACCUCAAUCACUGAAGAGGAUUCAGUGUCCGGACCAACAAGUCACUCUCUGCAGUUGUCCAUGGCCCGGUCGAAAUCCGCCUCGAGCAUGUUGUCCCUGCGGGAAAGGUCUCUGCUGAGUCGGGAGUCGUCCUCCAAGGACUCGUCGAACGGGGAGGACGACAACAUCGUCGGCGACCCGUCCGACAUCAGCAACGCGCGGCGAGUCACGUUCCGUGCAGAUCACAGGAGUAGGAUGAAAGCGUAUGCGAAUGGGCGAGCCGGGACUGGAUCUCUAUUUGACUCGAUGGACAAUGAAGAGGCUCGACGCGUCGUGUCCAAAGCUUUGUCUCAAACGCACAGUCUGGAGAGUAUCUCGUCUGCCACGAAAGUACCAGAGGAAGGACCCCUCCAAGACAAGGACAAUAAUAGCACCACCCAAGAAAGUGGAUCCGACUCUGAAAAUAUACUAAGUUCCGACGGGACGAUUAUUAUUCCGAAUGCUGACGCCCAACAUGAAGUUCUUCACUCUCCACCUACACCACCACCACCGACGACUGCACAAUUCAUCAAGAAUGAUAAACAAAAGACAACCACGCUCGACCUCGCAAACUUCACCACGAUCACCGCCAUCAACGGGUCUCAACACAAGCUCGGCCCCAACAACAAUUCCGGCGGCGUCCCGUUGGCCGCCACUUUUCUCCAGUAUUCCCAAAACGGUGGUGGCGGAGGUGGGCGACCCUCCACGAAAGGAAAGGGGUCCAAGUUAUGGUCCACCUUUUCCAAACUUGUCCACCCCACGGGGAAAGUAGCAACGGAGGAAAGUGUUAAGAAGAAAUAUGACAGCAAUAAGUUCCUAUUCAAGAAGGAUAAAGACAUUAAUGGCGAUAUUGUCGCCAUGAAGUCAGCCUCUUUAGCCAGCACGGUCUCUCUCACGUCGACAAAGCGGAAACGAUUCUCGGGCAUGUUUUCCUCCCUGCGGAGGCAGAAGGAGGACACGAAUCACUUGAAUCAUCAACAACCCAUGGUGGAGACUUGACGGUGAUGGUGGAUAAAAUGUUUAUUUCCAUUCCGUGGAAAAAUUAUCUCGUAAUGAUAGAUAACCAAUCAGCAAGCUACGUUAAUUUAUCCUAUCUUGAAUGUCAGAAUGUCAACUGAGAAUGGAGGUCUCGCAUCUUAUGCGAUUCGAUUUUGGGCAAAUUAGUCUCAAUUGAUCCCAAAUUUAAUUAGUAUGAAAUUUGUAAACGACACGAACUCCCAACGGCCACGUUUGGCGGAUAUAUUUUCAUCUGAAGAGGAGAAAAUGCAUAGUAAAUCUAGAAAGUGUAAAAUUUGUCAAAUUUAUGGCGUGUUUCUCCUCCUAGUAUGCAAAUAUCUCUGCUAAACCUUUUCGCAUUGGGAGGUUGUGUCUGUUGCAAAUUUUAUAUUACUUAAAUUCGUGAUCUAUUGACACUAAUUUGCUCAAAAUCAGAGAACAUACGCUGGAAGACCUCCAUUCUGAGACGCAUUCACAGCAAAGGUCAAGCAGGUCACUAUUAAGAUUAUAGAUGCCACAGCAUCGCACCACCGCCACGAUCCUAUGCAUGCAUACACAUUUUAAUUUCAUGACUAUAUUGAAUUGCAUAACAUAUUAGUUAUUAUUAUAUUUACCUCAGAAAGACUUAUAUCUCGAUCGAUCUGCAUGAAACGCCGUGUAUUAUUAUUCCAUUUUAUUUUAUUUUAAUUAAUUUAAUUCAAGAAACUCGCAAUCUCAAUCUCAGCAACAAUGGUACUAUUAAUAAUUAUCAUCUCAAUUUUAAUAUCAUGGACUGGACUGGUUUUCUACGGUUUUAUGCAUUAAUUUAUUUAAUUUCUCACGUAUGUAUUUAGUCAGAUCAUAAUUAAGGUCACCUGCUAAACUUAUAUGCAAUUAAUGAAGACAUCAAAUCUCGUAAAGUUAGAAGUGCAAGUAGAAUGUAGAAUUUCAUUAAUUUAACUACAGUACAUUAGAUCUGGAAAUCACUUAUCUGGCCGAACAUGUAUUAACCCGUGAAAAUGAAGGAAGAAGAACAAUAACAAGGAUCAGACAUUCAUAAUAAUAAAUUCAUAUAAUAAUUCUCUGGCAGGUUCAGAUUAGGAAUAUUUAGAAAAGUAGAACUACAUAAAUGAGUAAAAAAUGAUUGUAGGAUAAUAAAGUUAGUCUAAAAAAAAGUGAAAAUCAAGAACUGAUAAUAACACGAAAAAUACUUGGAAAACUUAUCAUCAUCACUACGACUUUAGUCAAUCUCUGUCUGAUGGAUGGACUGACAUAAUUAGUGUACUUUGUCAUGACAUGACAUGAAUAACUACUACUGUUUAAUUAAAUAUUGUGUCCAGUAAAGCUAUGCAUAACUAAAUAAUUAGUAUUAUGAUUCCGACUCAUUGUUUGUGGCCUAUAUAUCGAUAUCUAAAAGUGCAGGAAGGACUCAAUAAUGAAUAAUGCCUGAAUUUUAAUUAAUCGUGAAUUGUACUGUGUAUGUACUCGAUUUUUAAAGGAUUCUCUGAUUGAUACUUGGUAAAAGUUUGUACCGUGUAAGAAGUGUGCGUACUUAUUAUUUUAUCAUUUUUAAAAGUGUCCCUCAUUAAUUAUGUCGAAAUUGUUUAUUUUGAUUGAGUAAAACAAGACUCGUUUAAAAUUCAAUUUAAAACUAUUUUAUAGAAAAACUGUUUAAUAACUUUAAUUAAGAACGGUUAAUUAACAAUUUAAUAAAAAUUCUGCAAAUUAA